GGCCUGCCCAUCUCGUACCGUAUCGCGCCUAAUAAGGUCUCAGAUCUCCUUGGAUCCGCCACAAAUACCCAUCUUGCAACACUUCGAUACCCCUCCAACACACAGCAACAAUGCGCUUCCUAGCAACCCUCGGCCUGUGCACGGCAGUCGCCGCCGGACUCAUCGUGCCGCAGAAUGUGCCCCAGACAGUCCGGGUGCUCGGCGUGUCGCUGCUGGGGUCGGGCUGCCCGGCCGGCAGUGCCGACGUGCAGAUCGACGGCACCAAGACGCUGAUGGAAGUCACCUUCUCCAGCUACAUUGUGCAGACGGGGCCGGGUACCAUGGCCGCCGACUGGCGCAAGAACUGCAAGCUGACGCUCAACCUGGGGUUCGACGAGGGCUUCCAGUUCGCCACCAUGGCCACGGACAUGACGGGGUUCGCGCAGAUCCCCGCGGGCUCGCACGGCACGUGCUCCAACACGUUCGACUUCACGGGCGUGCAGGGGCAGACGGCCUUCUCGACGCGCCUCGACGGCGCGCGCGAGGGCCCCUUCACACUGCACUCGGACACGGACGCCACUAGCUGGUCGCAGUGCGGCGGCACCACGGCCAUCAUGAACAUGAAUACGCAGUGCAACAUCUCGCCGACGCAGCAGCAGGCGCUGAUUGCGGUCGAUCGCAUCAGCGGCAAGAUCACGGUCAACGUCUCGGUCGCCUGGCGGAGGUGCAAUUAGCGAAUCGGAAGAGGCUUGGGGCAUGCAUCUCGAACUGGGGUUCUGACAGACAUGUCUAUAGCUUUCUAUUCUCAUUGUGUCAUAUGAACAUACUGCUGCUCUCAAUACCCUAGCGUGGCAAUCCCUCGGCUCGCAGAAGUGAUAUUGCAUGAUUGCUUGAUCCUCUCAAAG
This is a messenger RNA of Lasiosphaeria miniovina, 884 nucleotides long. RefSeq lists its product as uncharacterized. The coding region runs from base 111 to 713 and encodes 200 amino acids. The record is from RefSeq and is a predicted model, not a curated record. The transcript has 3 exons. NCBI's taxonomy places the organism in Eukaryota, Fungi, Ascomycota, Sordariomycetes, Sordariales, Lasiosphaeriaceae.